Epithele typhae is the source of this 1053-nucleotide messenger RNA. RefSeq lists its product as uncharacterized. NCBI's taxonomy places the organism in Eukaryota, Fungi, Basidiomycota, Agaricomycetes, Polyporales, Epitheliaceae. The record is from RefSeq and is a predicted model, not a curated record. The coding region runs from base 1 to 1053 and encodes 350 amino acids. The transcript is spliced from 4 exons.
AUGCGUUCGCCGCGCUUACCAACCGAAGUCUCCGAAAGGGUCCUUGAAGCUCUCCGCUCCGAGCAAGACCUCGUCACGCUCUCCGCCUGCGCUCGGGUCUGCAGCGCAUGGUUCCCCAGGAGCCGCUUCCUCCUCUGGCGCAACAUCACCAUCUCCGAUGUCGACACGGUUUGUUCCAUCCGUGCGGCCUUCGAGCGCUCUCCCGAGUUGUGCGGCUGGGUCCACGCGAUCCGACUGGAAAACCCGAGCGACCAAGGGAAGGGCACGCCUCACGCGGCCCCAGCGAUCCUCCUGCCGUAUCUUGCCAAACACCUCCGCAAAUGGGAAAUCGUGUUGAAAGAAGGCUUGACGCUCUUCCCACCCCAGAUAAUGGCCUGUUUUCGCCUGUACACCGCCGCCAAAUGCCUCAUCCUCGAAUGCACGGACUGGGACGCCUACCUACCUUUUCACAGAUGGUCCAAUGGAUUCACCGCCCUCGAGACUUUUGAGCUGCGCCGCCAGUCCUUCGACCUAUUCAAAAAUUCCGCCUCGCCCGGCGACCGAGCUCUCAUGCCCUCACGAUGGGGCCGGCGGGGUGGUUGCAUAAUGAAGACCAAAGCUCCGUCGCGACCCAUUAUAUACGGGGAUCGAAGCAACUCGGCUGUCUCUGAUUUGACUAUCGGGUCAGUCAUGUUAGCUACGGCAGAAUUCAUCCUCCAGGACUAUACCGGCCUUGUGAACCUCUGCAUAGAGGUGGAUGAAGUUUGCCUGCACGCCUUCCUCAACGACCCCUCAGUACCCGAGAAGAUUGACGAGCUCAUUAACGGCGGCCUCCCACAAUCACUGCGCUCCUUCGAUAUCAUCCUCGACAGUUCUCUAUUAGACGACACGUAUGGCGUCAAUUUGAACUCGGCACAACGGGGGAAUUUCUCCAGCUUCGUGCAGCUCGUGCAAGGCCAUGCGUUUCUUAGCAAAAGUGGUAUCACCUGCGUCGUGAAGAAUUCAACUAUGAACCUUGGGGAUCGUUGGAGAGAAUCGUUCAAGCCUCGGCCUCUCUCGCUCGUUCACUGGUAA